Messenger RNA from Ostreococcus tauri, 1545 nucleotides. RefSeq names its product 5'-3' exonuclease, C-terminal domain. Gene Ontology annotation, molecular function: 5'-flap endonuclease activity; metal ion binding. NCBI's taxonomy places the organism in Eukaryota, Viridiplantae, Chlorophyta, Mamiellophyceae, Mamiellales, Bathycoccaceae. The transcript has a single exon. The record is from RefSeq and is a predicted model, not a curated record. Bases 1 to 1545 code for a protein of 514 amino acids.
AUGGGAAUCAAGGGCCUCCCGACCGUCCUCGACGCGCACGCCGCGCGCGUCUCGCUCGCGUCGUGCGUCGAGGACGGCGCGAACGCGCGCGCGGCGGUGGAUGCGUACUCGUGGUUACACAAAGGUGCGUUCGCGUGCGCGAGAGAGCUCGCGCUGGGCAUCGCGCCGUGGGGGGGGCGGGAGUCGCCGUACGUGCGGUACUGCACCCAUCGCGCGCGCAUGCUGCGACAUCACGGGAUCGAGCCCGUGAUGGUGUUCGACGGCGACGCGUUGCCGGCGAAGCGGCGAGAGGAGGGCGAGCGGCGAAGACGAAGACGAGAGGCGCUCGAGCGUGGACGACGCGCGGAGGCGGCGGGAGAUGGACGAGGGGCGACGACGCAUUUCGCGGGGGCGACGGAUGUGACGCCGGAGAUGGCGCGAGAGUUGAUCGUGGCGCUGAAGAGGGAGAAUUUUGAAUACGUGGUGGCGCCGUACGAGGCGGAUGCGCAAAUCGCUCACUUGGCGCGGACGCCGAAGGAGCGGGGUGGGGUCGAUAUGGUAUUCACCGAAGACAGCGAUUUGGUCGCAUACGGAUGUCCGAAGGUUAUGUUCAAGUUGGAGAAGAGCGGUGACGCGAGGCAGUUUCGGUUGGAGGACAUGUUGGCGGGACGGUUGCCGGCGGCGACAGAUGAAAACGAAAACGAAAACGCCGAGAACGCGGCGACGACAACAGCCACGAACGGGACGAAGAAGCGAUCGAACGGGAACGUUUUGAACUUCCAAGGGUGGGGGUACGACUUGUUUCUCGAUCUUUGCGUGUUCUCGGGUUGCGAUUUCUUGUCCAACAUUCCCGGCCUCGGCAUUAAGAAGAUGUUUAAACUUCUGGAUAAGCACCGCGACGCACAAGCGGUAUUUACGGCACUCCGGGCGGAUCCGAAGAUAAAUGAUAUUAUUCCCAAUGGGUAUGAAGAGGAUUGGCGCAAGGCGAGGAUGAUUUUCAAGCACGCGGUGGUGUACGAUAGGAACAGUCACACGCUGGUAAAUUUAUCGCCGCUCCCGGACGAAGCUGUAUUCGAUGAUUUGGAUUUUCUCGGACCGAAAUUCGACGAUGGGCAGGCCAAACGCAUCGCUGAUGGUGAACUCAAUCCCAUUUCGCGUGAGAAAUUCGAAAAGACGCCGCCGCCCAAGGCGAGGACGAGGACGAUUGAACCGGUCAAAUUCGGUGGCAAGCGAAAGCAGGCGAGCGGUGGCAACGCCGCCGAGCGCUCAUUCAUGAUGAAUUUCUUCACCAAGGCGGCGAAAAAGGUGCUCUCGCCGAUGAAGAAAAGUCCCGCGAAGCUGCCAACGUUAGAUUCGGACGACGACGACGACUUGGCCUCUGUCGUCCUUGCUUGCGAGGCCAGCAAGCGCAACGCGUCAAUCGAGAUAGAUUUACUCGAGAGUGACGACGAUGGGUGUCUUCCGGGGACGAAAAACGCCCCACCGGCACCGUUCGCGCGAAUUGUCCCUUCCGAGCGGCCGAGCUUGCUCAAACAGCUCUUCUCGCCCAAGCGAAGGCUGAACUAA